UUAGGAUAUAUUACUUUCUGGACGUGAGGUUACAACAUGUAUUAAGUGGAAUCAACUGAGUUUCUUAACGUGUGCUUUCAGAUAAUUUAUGUAACCAUAGACCAACAAUUUGUUGGUCGCAUCGGAGACGCAGAUAAUUUGACACAGAUUUCGACCGCGCGGAAUGUCGGUUUGUAGGUCACACGAUAAAUUUUGACCAAUCAAAAAGGCGCUCUUAGGGGGCGCGUCAACAACGUCAACACCUCGCGAAUCGGACCAAAACAGUGUUAUUGUUUAGAUAAUACGGUCAGGAAACUCCGAUUUACUCGAACAAAAUAAUUAUUUGUGAUCACUAUUUAAAUAAAAGUGUCGUUGUGUUCGGUAUGAAUUUCUCGUUCGCAGGAUGUGGCUUUCUCGGAAUAUAUCACGUUGGAGUGGCUAGUUGCCUUCGACAGCAUGCACCACAUCUGAUCGAGACCUGUCAGUUCGCAGGGGCAAGUGCUGGGGCCAUUGUAUCCUGCUGCUUGAUAUGUAACUGCUGUUUAGGUGACUGUACAACAUUUACACUCCGGCUGGCAACAAAGGCUCGUUCAUCCACUCUUGGACCUCUUCAUCCGCGUUUCAAGAUCGUCAAAAUCCUCAGAGAAGCCUUACGAGAAGUAUUACCAGACAAUGCACAUGAAAUCGCCAGUGGAAAGCUUCACAUUUCACUCACAAGAGUCAGUGAUUGGAAAAAUGUUGUUGUAUCCGAAUACAGCUCAAAGGAAGAGCUGAUUCAGGCGUUGAUGUGUAGCGCCCAUGUUCCAUUCUACUCUGGCUUGGUUCCUCCAAUGUUUCGAGGCGUGAGGUAUGUGGAUGGUGGUCUCAGUGACAACAUUCCUGCCAUCAACGAGCAGACGGUCUCCAUUUCCCCGUUCUCCGGGGAGAGCGAUAUCUGCCCCAAGGAUCUGUCUGCCAACACGAACCACAUAUACCUGGCCAACACAAGCAUGCAAUGGACGAUGGAGAAUGUGUACCGAUUGUCCCGUGCACUGUUUCCGCCUCACCCGGCUAUACUUAGUGAUAUGUGCCAGCAAGGCUUUGAUGAUACACUCAAGUACCUGCAGAACAACAAUCUGUUAUCCUGCGUGCGCCACCUCAGUGUUCGCAGCGUGAUACGUCAGGUCAAGGUGCCUGUCAUGGAGAUGGAGCCCACACCUGUGACCUCCUACCCAGAACUUGAUAUGCCCAGUAUGUCCUGUGUGCCAAGUACGUCCGAUGCAUCGUGUAUGGCUAGUACGUCGGGGCUGGCUCGUAGGUCUGGUAUAUCCUGUGAGGAGCAGGGUGAGGAUUGUGACCAACACAACUGCCACGAGUGUAAGAGGAAAAGACAUAUGGCUCUAGUGGACAAGCUGCCCCACAAAGUGGGCUCCGCCCUGCAGGAGGCAAUAGAUGACAUGAAUAGGGGCCUGAAGGGCUAUGUGCACCGACACCGCAGUCUGAAGAUCCUCUCCAUGCUGGCCACAACAUGGUUCCUGCCUGUAGACAUGAGCCUCACAUUUGCAGUCAGGUUUCUGGAGUAUCUACCUCACCUGCCACGUGAUGUUCAGGCUGUAUACAAGGAGACUGCUGACAUCUUGCGUUAUCUUGUGACAAAUAUCAGAAACCAUCAACGCAGAUAUACGGCCAGGUUCACAUGCCAACUUGCAAUCACUGAGAUCAACUACAACAUUGAACGAUAUCUGCCCCACACCAUCCCCCCAGCACAGGUCACAGAGUCCAACAAACCAUCCAAUAUCCGCAACCUGAAUUUCGAAUUUGCUGUCGACCUUGACACAAAGAACCAGUCCCAGUCCAAGAAUGAUUCAGUUACGCUUGAUCAUUUACCUCUUCAUCGGGAUGUUGUUCUUGCGCCUUUACCUGGGUCCCGGCCAAGGGCUGACAGUAUAAGUGCCAGACUUAAUUCACCACUGAUGUUGAAGAAGCAUUUAAAGAGUUCAGGUCUAAAUGCGGAGUGGUUUGACACAUUUGAGCAGUGCCUUCAUGUCACAAACCAGAUGGAGGCUGUCAUGGCAUACCAUUACAGAGAUGAGGGAAACACAGGAUGUUACAUGUUUGAAGAGAUAUAUUCAUUCGCUGAUGGUGAUAUUGAAAUGGGAUGCGAAGAUAAUCAACCCGAAACUGUUGACUUUCCGGAAAGGCCAAGGAGUUGGUCUGAAGGUCAUUGUGACAAGAAAUUCAAACUGAACCACUUGGAGAAGGAUAUAGAAGAGUUUCUAGAUCAAAGGGCAAGUAUUGUUUUGAAGGAAGAAGAUGUAAUAAAAACUAGUUCGUAAUGCUAAAGUUGAAGUGGGGAUGAAAUAAUUCUAUGUUUAUUAUUAUGCCCACCUUCGAAGAAGAGGGGGUAUAUUGCUUUGCACAUGUAGGUCAGUCGGUCCGUCCACCAGUGGUUUCCGGAUAAUUACUCAAGAACGCUUAGGCCAAGGAUCAUGAAACUGCAUAGGUACAUUGAUCAUGACUCGCAGAUGACCCCUAUUGAUUUUCAGGUCACUAGGUCAAAGGUCUAGGUCACGGUGAUCCGAAACAGUAAAAUGGUUUCCGGGUGAUAACUCAAGAAUGCUUAGGCCUAGGAUCAUGAAAAUUGAUAGGUAGAUUGAUCAUGACUCGCAGAUGACC
Dreissena polymorpha is the source of this 2634-nucleotide messenger RNA. RefSeq names its product patatin-like phospholipase domain-containing protein 2. Gene Ontology annotation, biological process: triglyceride catabolic process; lipid homeostasis. The record is from RefSeq and is a predicted model, not a curated record. Gene Ontology annotation, cellular component: membrane; cytoplasm; lipid droplet. Gene Ontology annotation, molecular function: triacylglycerol lipase activity. NCBI's taxonomy places the organism in Eukaryota, Metazoa, Mollusca, Bivalvia, Myida, Dreissenidae.